UUUCGUGGUAGUGUUUAUGUAUACGGAAUUACGAACGCAAUAACGAAAACGCUUGGACGCAUAGUAGAGAGGAACGCCACAGGGGUCCGGGAUCAGACUAUAACUACUGUCCGACGUCUGUCCUUCCGCCCGCCGACCAUCGUAUAACAUACACACUCGGCGCGUCCUACUCACCGAGGACCGCGGUACUCGUCUCGUCAUUCGUCGACUGCGGAUACCAUUGCUGUUUAUCGCCGCGGACCAACGGAUUUUUGUUCUGCGUCGUCUCCUUCAGUAUGAGAGAAAGAUUACCGGUAACGAUUCACAUUGCAGUUCGCUUGUCCAUUAUUAUUAAUAUUUCGUCUAUCCGUCCGACUGUGAACGGUUUUCGAUCUCCGUUUGGCCGAUCUCGAACAGAGUCGGCUCUUCUGUUUCGGUGUUGUCCGGGACUGUGCAUUUUUCACUCGAUUAAUACACGUCGUCUGCGAUUGCCACACAGCAUCUCGACACGGAGAGGUCAUUGCAUUGUCCAGCCGGCGUCCAUGUUGUGCGUUCGUUAAUACGAUCGGCAGUGGUUCGUUUUUACAAAGAUUAAGAAGCGUAUUAUAAAAUAAUGUAAUUAAAAGGAAUAAUCAUUUUUACAAAUCGUACAAGAAAAAAACCGGCAUUUACAAUGAAUGAAAAAGAUGACAUAUGAACGAGGUCUACUACAUGUACCUACUUGUUAUUCCAUUAACACUUAAAUGGAAGUCAGUAUGUAGUAUGGUCGUGAAUUUGGAUGAACCGCCUUUUCUUGCUGUUGGAACAGAAGUAAGUGCCAAAUACAAAGGGGCAUUUUGUGAAGCCAAAAUAAGAAAAAUAUCAAAAACAGUAAAAUGCAAAGUUCAAUAUUCUAAUGGGAUAUCAACAUUUGUUACGGAUGAUGCAGUAAAAGGACAAUUAAAGGUGGGGGCUACUGUUGACAUAAAAUGUAGUGAUAAAAAAGAAUUAGUUAGAGCAACAAUUCAAAAGAUUCAAGAUUGUAGUCAAUACACUGUUGUAUUUGAUGAUGGUGACAUAACAUGUUUAAAGAGAACCGCAUUGUGUCUUAAAAGUGGAAGACAUUUUGCGGCUAGUGCUACUCUGGAUCAACUUCCACUAACACACCCUGAACAUAUUGGGGUUACACCUGUAAGAACCACUAUUGUGCAAGGUCGUAGAAGUCGAAAACAUAAAAAAAGUUCUGGGGAAAGUGGUGAAGAAGAAUCUUCAGCAAUGGAGGAAAAAGAUAUUGGAAAAGUAGUUUGUGUAGAAGCUAAUGACAAAAAGAAAGUAAGGGACAAUUGGUUUCCUGGUUUGAUAGUUGCACCCACUUCACAAUCCUCAGUCAAAACUAAUAUUGCAGAAGACUACCUAGUUCGUUCAUUUAAGGAUGGAAAAUACUAUACAGUACCGAAAAAAGAAAUUACUGAAUUUACAAAAGAAAUUGGCGCUAGAGUAGAAAAUCCUACACUUAAAACUGCUGUCGAAAAAGCCCUAUUCUUUCUUGAUAAAGAUGAACUUCCACCCCACUGGGAUAGAGAUUUGUUGUUUGGAGUGGAUAAAAUUUGUAUUGCUACAGAUAGUGAAGCAUUUGAUAGUGAUAAUUCUGAGGAAGAAUCAAUUGAAGAAAAAGAUCAUUUUGUUGCACAGCUAUUUAAAUUUAUGGAUGACCGAGGAACUCCUCUUAAUCAAGCCCCAGUGAUUAAUGACAAAGAUGUUGAUUUAUAUAAACUUUUUAAGGUAUUUGAUAAAUUAAUGUCAUGCAAUAGAAAUAAUAUGCUGUAUACAAGAUAGGAUUGGGAGAGUUGUAGUACCUUAAUUGUAAC
Molecule: messenger RNA, 1826 nt
Organism: Acyrthosiphon pisum (pea aphid)
Lineage: Eukaryota; Metazoa; Arthropoda; Insecta; Hemiptera; Aphididae
Product: AT-rich interactive domain-containing protein 4B
Exons: 11
Coding region: 673-1794 (373 amino acids)
Biological process (GO): regulation of transcription by RNA polymerase II
Cellular component (GO): nucleus
Molecular function (GO): transcription cis-regulatory region binding
Source: RefSeq, a predicted model, not a curated record